AUGUUCAACCCGGAUAUGUUCAUUGCUCUUUGCAGAAUAGGUGUCCUGAGCCCCGAGGGUAAAAGCUUCUCAUUGGAUGCACGCGCAGAUGGUUAUGGUCGCGGCGAGGGUGCAGCGGCCUUGGUACUGAAGCCUCUCAGUGCUGCGAAACGUGACGGAGACUUCAUACAUGCUGUCAUCCGAGAAUCAUCCAUGAACCAAGAUGGUAGGACAGCAACGAUCACGUCACCUUCUGGAGACGUCCAGCAAGCGCUCAUCCGUGAUUGCUACAAUAAAGCGGGAAUAGAUAUGAGCUCCACGUGCUACGUUGAGGGGCACUUCACGGGUACUAUCGCUGACGCUAUCGAAGCAGAAGCAAUUGGGUCUACAAUUGGCGAAGCGAGAAAGCCGCACCCUUUGUAUGUGGGUACCAUCAAGCCGAACAUUGGGCACACUGAACCCGUGAGCGGUAUUGCAUCAAUUAUCAAAGUCGCUUUGAUGCUCCGUCACAAACUUAUCCCGCCAAAUGCCCACUUCGAAACGCCUAAUCCUCGCAUUGCCUUCUCUCGCUGGAACCUCCAUGUGCCUACCUCUCUUAUUUCCUGGCCGGAUGAUCCACUUCGGGCCUCCGUCAACAAUUUUGGUUACGGUGGGACCAACGUUCACGUCAUUAUGGAAGCUUACUCCUGUGACCAAAUUAGGGAGGACACAAACGGGGAGAAUGGCAACUGCAAUGAGAAAAGUAAAGCACAAACUCCACUAUCCUACGUAUACCUGGUUAGCUCCAAAGAAGAAUCUGGAGUACAGGCCAUGAGCCAGACGCUGGCCAAGUAUAUUAGGAUGGUAGAGGGUAAUAAGGCCCAAGCCAACGACAAUUAUGCUCCUGCUCUCGCGUAUACACUCACAAAGAGACGCUCUCGUUUCCCCUACACCGCCGCUGUAAGAGCUGGAAGCUUAGACCAGCUCGCCACCCGAUUGGAGGACCCCCACAUCACGGUGCGCAAAGCGUCGACCGAUAAUUGUCGUAUAGGAUUCGUUUUCAAUGGUCAGGGAGGACAGUGGCAUGCCAUGGGCCGCGGACUCAUUGACGCAUAUCCUGCAUACAGAAAGGCGAUGGAGCGGGCCGAUUGGACUCUCCAGCAUCUAUAUCAUGCGCCUUGGUCUCUCAUGGAAGAGAUGACGCGCGACGAAGGAACUUCACGCAUGCAUGAGAUUGGCUUGAGUCCUGCCAUCAGUGUCGCUCUUCAGCUAUGUCUUGUCGACUUGCUCCGGACCUGGGCCUGCUUUCCUUCGGCGGUAGUCAGCCAUUCAAGUGGUGAAAUCGCGGCCGCGUAUGCGGCAAGCGUCAUUUCAUUCGAGGAAGCUCUUGGAAUCGCGUAUCAUCGCGGCCGGCUGUCAGAAAAAUACCAACAAAUUCACGCGCUGCGGGGAGGUAUGCUGGCUGUAAGGCUCAGUGCAGAAAGCGUGAAGGAGUACAUUGCAGAAGUUUCCGAAGGAGCCGAGGAUAGAAUUGGCAUCGCUUGCAUCAACAGUCCAAGCAGCGUGACACUCUCAGGCGACAUCGACGCACUUCUAAAGAUUGCUGCGCUACUGGAAGAGGAUGCUGUGGUGUGUCGAAAGCUGAAUGUCGGAUGCGCAUAUCAUUCAUCACACAUGCUCCACAUGGCUGAAGACUAUAAAAAGGCAAUCAGCUCAGUCCUUUCAUCCCCGACAAGCCGCGGCGGCAGAGUUGCGCAAGUGCCUUUUGCAUCUCCUGUAACUGGCAGUAUCAUGUCGGACGCUUUCCUUCCAGACCAUUGGGUUCGCAAUCUUACAAACCCUGUAUUGUUCUCACAAGCACUCAAAAGCAUGAUGGUUCAUGGUCAGAUUGAUGUUAUACUCGAGAUUGGUCCGAAUGUCCUACGAGCCGAAGACGUCUCUUGGCUGGCUGAUCAUCAGCUUCAGGGGGAGACUGUCCUGCCUGCAGCCGGGUACGUAUCAAUGGCCAUUGAAGCACUUCAUUUCGUGAACCGUGCUGCCGGUAUCGAUAAGCUGCUCGUGGGAUACAAAUUGCGGAACGUUGAUAUAACGAGCGCACUGGUCGUGCCUGCACUCUCUUCUGGCGUUGAUAUUGUCUUCUCACUCCGGCCGUGCAGCAAGAAAGAACUAGACCAUGAAAGUUGGUACGAAUUUGACCUUUUCUCUGUAGACAACAGUAUAUGGGUUCAGCAUUGCCGAGGCUAUGUAGGCGCAGAGAAGAAGUCCGCAAGCAAAACUGGAUUCAGCGUGUCUAAUAGCCAGCCCAACGUCGACAACUUCUUGACAGGGUAUGAGGAACCUAAUCUUGUCACUGCAGACGCGGUCUUCUCCUCGCUGCGCGGCAUGGAAUUUUACCACGGGCCGUGUUUUCAGAAUUUGGCGGAUAGUAAGGUCCUGGGGAAGAAGUCAAUUACGCAAUUCCGAAUCGCACCUGUUGCGUCCAACAAAGAAGGCUCCAAGACUAGCGCUAUACUCCACGCGACAACAUUAGACUCAAUAUUUCAGUCUUGUUAUUCCGGUCUGGCUGCUCAACUCGAACAGGGUGAUAUACUCAUCCCCCGCUCUAUCGAUUUUAUAUCAGUGCCGAUAAAGACUGCUCAGUCUCUUCAGGCGCUUGCUGAGCUCACAUCCUGGACCAAGCGUCACGUGGAUUUCCAUGCAUGGGUGGUUCCUGGUAGACUGGAACAUGAUGAGCAUGGUGAUGAAUCGCUUCCUUUCCAGAUAAAAGGCUUUCGAUUGCAAAUGAUGCAUCAAAGGGGCACGCGCGAGAGUGAACACGCGCAGCCAGACAAGAGACUCCAUGCCAAGUGCAGAUGGGAGUUGGAUAUACACCACGGCAUACCGACGGAGAUCAAAGAAUCAAUGAGAUUCUGGCCGUCGGAGAGAUUGAUCGAGUCGCAGUCCAGGCUGCGUCGAGCGUGUGGAUAUAUGAUCGUUGAUGCGUAUCGCCAGCUCCAGCAAGAUGAUAUCGGGCAGUGGGAUUGGCACUACAAGAAGUUCUACAAGUGGAUGGGUUCGGUUGUUCACGGUCUGAACGAUAAUAUCAACGAGGACGAGGCGAGCAAGCAACUCUUGUUCGAGAGUGUUGCAGCAGAAGAUGCAGUCGGCGAUCUCACUUGCCGUAUUGGCAUGCAGCUUGCGAACAUUGUUCGAGGCCAUGUUGCACCACUGGAAUUGAUGCGGGAGAAUGACCUUCUCAACCAGUACUACCAACAGAUGCCUCAGCUCGUACACGGUUCAUACAAGCAAGUGGAACGGAUACUGCGGCUUUAUGCGGCCAGAGAACCCGGUGCCAGUGUGUUGGAGAUUGGUGCUGGUACUGGAGGAACGACGCGGCAUGUCCUGGAAGCGUUUAGUGAUUCAAUGAGUGGUGAUGGUUGCGAUGAUGAAGAUGGCUCAGGCAGCUCUUCUAUCAAAACUUCGCUACUUGGUCAUUAUGACUUUACUGAUAUCUCGGCCGGAUUCUUUGGGCCAGCCAAGGACAGAUUCAAGGAUUGGGAGCAUUUGAUGGACUUUCGAAUCCUUGAUAUCGGGUCGGAUCCGCAACAUCAGGGCUUUGCUGCCCACAGUUACGACCUGAUAGUCGCGGCGCAAGUCUUGCACGCCACUGCGAACCUGGAACGAACACUAGCAAAUGUUAGAAAACUACUGCGGCCCGGCGGCAAACUCCUGAUGUUGGAGAGUACGCAGGAUGCUCUCGAUGCGCAACUCGUGUUCGGUACAUUGCCGGGAUGGUGGUUAGGAGAAGACAGUGGUCGGGAGAGCAGUCCAAACGUCGGGCUCGAGUGCUGGGACCGGGUACUCAAAGCUACUGGCUUUAGUGGCAUCGAUUUCGAGCUGAACGACUGCGAGAAUGCGAUGAUGCACAGCACCAGCCUUAUCUUGGCGACAGCACAAUCUGAUCAGGAGGUCCGCAUGUUGCCUUCAACCGUCCACAUCCUACACGACACAAACAGCAGCGUGCAGACAGCUUGGCUCGAAGAGCUUAAACAAGCCGUCACGGCCCAAACAGGAGGUACUGUGAAGUUGCAAAGGAUAAACGAGGUGCGGGACAUCACGGCAGAUGAUGUGGUGAUGGUUACAGUUGAUAUGGACAGCGCAUUUCUGUACGCAAUGGGGCCAAGCGGAUUCGAAACGCUGCGUAACAUUGUCCUUCGCAGCUAUGGUGUACUCUGGCUAAGCUGCGGUGGGGUGAUUGAUGCAAGUAUGCCUCAACGUGCGCUCGUUCAAGGACUUUUCCGGACUCUGCGGCGGGAAGAUACAAGCAAACGAUACGUCCACCUGGAUUUCUCGUCGUCUACCAAUCCAUGGACAUCAGAGACAGUUCGGCAUGCGGUCCACGUCUUCCAGGACGCUUUUGACCAGAACAAAGACGUCAGCACUACCCGAAUGGACUGGGAGUAUGGGGUCAAGGACGGUUUGUUACAUGUGCCUCGACUAUGGCCAGAUUUUGCGCAAGACGGUCUGCUUUGCGAAAAGAGGAUGUCAACACAGAAGAGGCCGUGGUACGAACAAGACAGAGAGCUUGUGUGGGAGGUGCCGGAUGCUGGGCGAAAUCAGACGCGGUUCAUCGAGCGCAACAUGAGCGAUGAUCCACUUGCAGAGGAUGUGGUGGAAAUUGAAGCUCAGGCGUUCGGAAUCAACUUCAAGGACGUUAUGACUGCAAUGGGCCUGAUCGAGGAGGAUGGCGACUUUGUAGGGCAUGAGAGCGCUGGCAUCGUCACACGCUUGGGUAACGACACUGUGCAAAGCGGCCUCCGAGUAGGCGACCGUGUCUGUGGCAUUUUCCGCGGGCGUUUUGCAUCACGACCGCAAGCGCGUUGGACGAGUGUCGUGGCAGUACCUGAGAGUAUGUCUCUUGACAACGCCGUUUCGAUACCAUAUGCUUACGGCACUGCGCAUCUCGCUCUCCACCAUGUUGCACGGUUGCAACGCGGCGAGCGGGUACUGAUCCAUUCAGCUGCCGGAGCGCUUGGGCAGGCGGCCAUCACACUUGCGCAACAGAUGGACGCUGAUCUGUUUGUGACAUGUUCGUCGUCUCGCAAGCGCACGCUUUUGAUGAUGCAAUAUGGCAUUCCUGCCAACCGCGUGUUUAGCAGUCGCAGUGAUACAUUCGCCGCUGCUAUCAUGACGCAGACAAGUGGCCAUGGGGUCGACGUCGUCCUCAAUUCGCUGCGAGGUGCUCUACUCCAGGCGUCAUGGCACUGCAUUGCACGCUUUGGUCGUUUUGUUGAGUUGGGUAAGGUGGACGCUGAGGCACAGCGCACGCUGAACAUGUUGCCUUUCCGCCGUAGCGCCUCUCUCACUGCGCUUGACCUGAUCCAAUACAGCGAGUGCAAGAGCAAGACCGCGGUACUGCACGCAGCGCUGAGAGACAGCAUACAGCUACUGAAUGCGCGCCAAAGGCCGCCCAUGACGCCAAUCACGUCACUCCCCGUAUCUGCUCUGGACCAGGCUAUGCAGUCGAUGCGAACCGGCCAACACAUGGGGAAGCUGGUGCUACGGACUGGCCCCGAUGACCGUGUUCGCGUGAAGCCACGUGACCUAAAGCCCAUAUGCCUCGACGACGUCGACGCCACAUAUCUGGUGCUCGGUGGGCUAGGUGGAGUGGGCUAUGCCAUAACGAGCUGGAUGGUGGAGAAAGCUGGCGCCAGGAACAUUCUCGUUGUCUCGCGGACCGCCGAGUCUCAUCACCGUCGCCCUGCACUGGAGAAGCUGGCGGCCGCCCAUGGCUGUGCGAUACACGUGCGAAACUGCGAUGUGAGCGACGCAGAUGCUGUACACGCGUUACUGGCGAAUGUGGCCCGGUCGCCUAUACCACCCAUCGCUGGCGUCAUUCACGGUACUGUCGUUCUCGAUGACUCUAUCUUGGAGCACAUGUCGUUUGAUCAGUGGCGGCGUGUCGCACAGCCAAAGACAAUCAGCGCAUGGAUCCUGCAUGAGCAGCUUCCCCACCUGCGCUUUUUUGUCAUGCUAUCUUCUGCCACCGGCAUCCUUGGACAUGCAUCGCAGGGCAACUAUGUUGCCGGAAAUACGUUUCACGAUGCUCUAGCCAGGCACCGCACUGCCCGGGGCUUGCCUGCUGUUUCCAUUGACCUCGGCCCUAUCGAGGACGCCGGUUACCUCGCAGAGCGCAGUGAGGAGCUCCGACGAAAAACCGAAAAGUCGCUCAGUAUGAAGUGUAUUCCAGUGAGCCAUGUGCUGCGUGCUGUCGAAGACGCCAUCCGCCAUCCCCUUCGCUCCCGUCCCGAAGAAAGCCAGAUCGUGACUUGUAUGGCUCGGUACGAUACCCUGCCUGCAUUGCCCACGCUCUUGAACGACAACCGUCUCGGCACUCUGCGCUUUGGUAACGUCGCCGACCCAACGUCCGCUACCGCGAAACAGCAAAUCGGCCCUGUUGCAAAGCAAGUCAAGGAUGUGGACCGCUUCGUCUCUGAUCUCACAUCGAUCCGCGACUCCCACAAUGACAUUGAAGGUCGCCAUCAAGCUAUUGUAGCCGCGACCUCCCUAUUCCUGGCUGCCAAAAUUGCAAGCUUCUUCAAUCGCACCGUGCAAGACAUUGAGCCUAGUGUACCGCUAACAUUUCAUGGGGUCGAUUCUCUUGUCGCCGUCGAUUUUCGGAAUUGGCUCGGGAAUAUUCUGACCGUCAAACUAAGCAUCUUCGAAAUUCUCAACGCCAUCUCUCUCACGCACAUCGCUGGGGUUAUUGCAACCAAAAGUCCAAUAAUACAGACAUCGGGAUAUCCAGCCACUACUACCUGA
Molecule: messenger RNA, 6759 nt
Organism: Parastagonospora nodorum SN15
Lineage: Eukaryota; Fungi; Ascomycota; Dothideomycetes; Pleosporales; Phaeosphaeriaceae
Exons: 2
Coding region: 1-6759 (2252 amino acids)
Biological process (GO): fatty acid biosynthetic process; secondary metabolite biosynthetic process
Molecular function (GO): fatty acid synthase activity; oxidoreductase activity; phosphopantetheine binding
Source: RefSeq, a predicted model, not a curated record